AUAAAUUCCAGUUUCAAAAUAAAUUUGAAAGAUUAUUGCAUACGUGAAACUGAUUCAAUGUAAUAACCAACGAUUUAGACUUAGAUUUAGACAGAAAUUAAUGCUGGAUUUUCCUUUUCGGAAAGGAAGUUAAAUUGAUAAGCGACUACUCGCCGUGUUCUUGAAAUUUCAUGAAAGUUAUUUUUUAUAAAAAGUCUCGCGUAAAGGAGUGCGAAUCUGAGAAUGGUUAUUUGGGUACGACUUGAAAAUAUGAAGUGUCCGUCAUGUCCCAAUGAAGGCACUUAUACUUGGAUGUGCGCAGAGGACGGAAAUCCGACAUAUGUAAAUGAGUUAGGAGUUAUAGAAUGUCAAGGCAGUGCACAUACAGGUCCAGUCAUCAACUGGAGAUGGAAUUGUGGAAGUAGCAAACAUAACGGACAGUUUUUACCAGGAGACUAUGAAAGUUUCGGUUAUGCAAUCUCACAAGCAGUCCAAUUGUCGGGGAAAGCGGAAUCACAAUGGCUAUCUUCACUUAUCCUUGCGAUAGGAAAGCAAUAUGGAAGAUGAAUAUGACUGUGUAACAGCUGGAUCUUCAAUCGCAUACCUGCUACAGUGCAAAAUCAUAGUAUUCUUUCAUCAAACAAGAUUUUAGUUUGUUUUUUUGUGUGUGUGUUUUUUAACUUAAUAUACAUGGUUCUGAAACAAUAUGUUGAUCAUCAUAGAUUUAUUUAAAAUAUCAUGGAAAAAACAUUAUUUGCUUUCAUUAAAUGUAUG
Molecule: messenger RNA, 753 nt
Organism: Ruditapes philippinarum (Manila clam)
Lineage: Eukaryota; Metazoa; Mollusca; Bivalvia; Venerida; Veneridae
Exons: 4
Coding region: 223-546 (107 amino acids)
Source: RefSeq, a predicted model, not a curated record